Molecule: messenger RNA, 1123 nt
Organism: Lingula anatina
Lineage: Eukaryota; Metazoa; Brachiopoda; Lingulata; Lingulida; Lingulidae
Product: caspase-8-like
Source: RefSeq, a predicted model, not a curated record
UGCUGGAAAUGUUGAAGAAGGAGUCUAAAAACUCUGAUCAUGCUGCGCGCCAUUCCUUCAUCCUGAUCAUCCUCAGUCAUGGCACCAAUGAUGCCGUUUAUGGAACAGACAUGAAAAAGUUGUCUAUUCCUGCUAUAACUGAUCUUUUCAAUGGGAAGAACUGCCCUUUCCUUGUAGACAAGCCAAAAUUGUUCUUCAUUCAGGCCUGUCAAGGAAAAAAUUUUGACAAAGGCUCAGGGGACACGAAGGCAGAUGGUGACCUUGCUGAGUACUUCAGUAGGCUGGAAAUGGCAGGGAGACCAAAAGAGAGAACAGACAGCAGUGAUGUCUCAGUUCCAACAAUGGCGGACAUAUUGGUUGCUAUGGCAACCACGCCAGAUUAUGUAUCCUGGCGCAACGAGUCCUUGGGUACAUGGUUUAUCAUAGCUCUUGUUUAUGCAAUCAGUAAAUACGCCCAUAAAGAUGAUAUUUCUCAAAUACUCACCAAGGUAAACAACUUGGUAAGCAAAGGAGAGACUGCGAGGGAAAAAUUUCGUCAAGUUUCACAAUGGAGGAGUUCACUCCGAAAAGGCUUCUAUUUUUUCCCUGGUUUACAUCAGAGCUAAGACCAGGAGGUGCUGCCCUCUUCUGGACAUACUGCAAGAUGAUGUACUGUUACAAACAGUCUACAGGUGGCAGUGUGAUAAUUCUAAUUCUUCUCAGGACAAAUUCAAGCAGCAAUGUGUGACACCAUCAUGUGUAGUCCCUGAGUUGUGCUAUUAAAGCCUAAAUUGAGCAAAUUUUAUCAUAUCGUAGCUGUUUCAUGCCACAAAAUAUUGACUCUCUGACGCAUGCCAUUUUGUGGAAUAUUUGCAUAUGUUUUACAUCACUUUUUUACUGUUCACUUCUUUCCACGUUAAAUGGUAUUAAAGCAUAAAAUAGCAAAAAUAGUGGUUCAUGUUAGAAUAUAUAAAAUAUUACACAAAAUGGAUCAUUGAUAUUGCCUGCGAAAGUCACUUUUUUUGAGGAGUGACACAUAUGAUAAUAAAAACUCAUUCAUUAAUGGUAGCAACAUCCUGUGGAUGUCCUUGAAGUAAAGCUGUGUUGUGCCUAUAGGUACUGGGAAAUUAAAUAACCAGAGGAG